Closterium sp. Yama58-4 is the source of this 1473-nucleotide messenger RNA. The record is from the annotation of a GenBank genome assembly. Lineage: Eukaryota; Viridiplantae; Streptophyta; Zygnematophyceae; Desmidiales; Closteriaceae.
AUGGCCGAACAAACGAACCCAUCAACGCAGACAGUGAUGAGGCCACGUCAGCAAUCAGAUCUGCUCCAGGCCCGGGAGAAGCUGCCACGUGGCCAUCUGGGAGUGGCGGCCCUGAACGCAUGGAUGACUAUGGCGGUUACUGCAACUGGACUGGUGCUCUUCUCCCUGCUGUUCUGGGCUCCUACGGGUGCUGCUAAGGGAACCAAGGGGACAGUGUGGCUGGCGGUUACGGGUGUGCUGGGAGGGAGAGGCCUGGUGCUGGGUGGAUACUGCUGCGUGCUCUGGCUGCUCCUGCAGGGGAAAGAGCUGAAGCAAGCAGCGUGCUACGCCUCGGCAGACCUCUCAACAGCCUCCCUCCUAGCAGCCCUCUACCUCUUCUCCCCCUCCACCUCCCUCACCACCCCCAUCGCAUCCUACCUCCUCGCCCGCUCCCUUUGCGAGCUCCUCACCCUCCUAAGCACCUGGAACUGCAAGGGUCGUGAAUGGUGGACGUCUCUACUAGCCGUCUGGCCGCCUCUUUUCCUCGGAAUCAGCCUGUUUUUCUCCCAGCCGACGGGGAAAACCUGGUAUAUUGUAGCGGUUACUGGGGCGUGCUGUAUGGUGGACGGGGCGCCGCUGUGGGUGGCGUGUGUGGUGCUGAGAGUGCGGCUUGUGGGCGGGAGGGGGAGCCUGCCGCAGCAUGCGAGGGGGUGUGUGAGGAAGGCUGCUGCAGUUGGGACGUUUGUGCAUGGACAACCUCCCUCCCUUCCCCUCCUUCCCUUCUCUCCCCUCUUUCCCCACACUACCCUCUCCGCCUCCCCCCUUCCCCAGCAGCGGCGAUGCAUGCCGGAAAAUAGGGCUCACACUGGAGCUUCUACCACUGUCUGCCUUACUUCCGGUAUUCCCAAGGUUGCUCCCGGUAUUCCCAAGUAUCACAGCUCCUCCCCUGCCGCUGGCCCUCACUGGACUCUUGCCGGUGUUGCUGCUGGUGGUGGUGGCGGUGCUGCUGGUGGUGGGGGCGGUGCUGGUGGUGGUGGCGGUGCUGCUGGUGGUGGGGGCGGUGCUGGUGGUGGUGGCGGUGCUGCUGGUGGUGGUGGCAGUGCUGCUGUUCAUAGGGUUGCUGUUGCUGCUGUUGCUGCUGUUGCUGCUGCUGGAUAUACUCUUUCUGAGCUAUCUCCUCCUGGGGCAGGUGCAGCUGGGGGAGGCGAGGAGCGGGGAGGGCUAGGCGCAACUGGGGGAGGUGAUACCCUGGGAGCGCUGGCAGUUGGGAGCUUGGUUAUAAGGCUGGGAGGAGAAAGCAUUUCUGGUGUAUUUAUAUUGGAGCCAGAAAUUCCAACUUUUGUUUUGAAUGUUACGUUUGUAACAGCACCCGGACAAUUGUUCGCUGCAGCUUCUAGCCGAGCUGCUGCAUUCGCGAGUGUGGCUGCCGAACCUGCAGCUUCGGUCCGGAUGGCACGUGAGCGUUCGGCUGGGCUGUUCGGUGCGGAACCGUGA